Molecule: messenger RNA, 2406 nt
Organism: Giardia duodenalis
Lineage: Eukaryota; Fornicata; Diplomonadida; Hexamitidae
Product: Kinase, NEK
Exons: 1
Coding region: 1-2406 (801 amino acids)
Biological process (GO): protein phosphorylation
Molecular function (GO): protein kinase activity; ATP binding; protein binding
Source: RefSeq, a predicted model, not a curated record
AUGGCACUCAAACGAAUCUUAUCGGUCAAGAAUCUCAAGCCUCUUUGGGAGGAGACCACCAUGGUGCGGCAGUGUACUAACUCUCGAGUGUUAUGUUGCUAUAAACUCGAAGACAAUGAGGUGGACGAUGACGAGAAAGCGCACCUCAAAACGCGUCUAGACCUUCUACUCACCGUCCGGCACCAGGGGAUGCGCCUUAUUUAUGAGCCCACUAGUCCGCCUUAUCUGUUCUACGCCUACUGUGGCGGGGGCAGUCUUCAAGAUGCCUUCAAGAGCCAUAUUCUUCAAGAGACGAAAUUCUCGCGUGACGAAAUUUUGGACAUGUUGUAUCAACUUGCAAGCUUGUGCAUCUUUUUGUACGAGUCCCAGACAGGCAUACUGGAUGAAAAUAGCAUAAUCAUAGAUCCUCGAUGCAUAUUCUACGAUGAUUACGGUAUGUUGCGGGUGGAGUUCGGCUGCCCAAUGUUCAAGAUGGUCCAUGUAAAGAAGAAAUUUACAAGCACUGCAGAUGCUGGAGAUGUUGUGAUGAUGACAUCUCUCCCCUUGCCCGAUCUGUUCUACGAUAUGAGUGGCGCUAUCGAUCCAGAGUCUAUGAUGGGUGCCAACAUCUUUAACAGAAGGGAUAACUUCUCUGACAUCGCAUCGGAUACAAGUGCAUCGGUAUCUGAAGUAGCAAUGGCAGACUCUUCAACCAAUGCUAUCACUAACUCAGAGCAUAACUCCAGUGUUCAGUCUAACACCCAGUCUAACGCCAAAGCCUCUAAGUACCUGCAUGACCCCCUGACUCCUUACAGGCGGCAACCAUUAAACACUGAUAUCUGUCACCAUGAUCGGUAUGUACCACCAGAAUAUUACAACCAACAGCAGGACACGCCAGAAGGUGUAGUAUGGAGUAUUGGGCGGCUACUCUAUGAUGCCUGUCAGCUCACUGGAUCAAUUCACAAGACUGCUCUUUCAUCACUGGAUAAGGAGUACUACACAAAGGGACUGGACAAGGAAUACGGAGCAGAUUUAGCCAUCCUUCUACGUAGCAUGAUGCAAACUAAUUACAGGAAGAGGCCUACCUUGAGUUACAUCUUGAAUCUGCCCCUUCUCAUGGGUGCUCGAAGGAGCUUUGAGGAGAGACACGGUAUUGUGCGAACGGCUGACGGAAAUACACAACUUAUGAUCGCAGCUGCUGAGGGGGACAUUGCAUCCGUCCGGAGAUAUCUCUACCAGCGAUGCUACAGGAAUAACCGGGGGGAAACAGCUCUGAUGCUUGCUUUGAAGCACGGACAAGAGGACGCAGGGCUUUUGUUAGCAGAUGAAGAGUGUGGAUUUGUGGAUACAGAUGGCAAUUUCGGGGCCAAGUAUGCUCUGUCUAAUAGUAUAAGUACAGUGUUUCAGAAGCUAUCUGUGACAGAGAGGUUCCUCCUAAUUAAGUACGGUAUUACACACUUGAUGAUUGCUGCCACCAGCGGCGAUGUUGCAGGCGUAUCCUCCUAUCUGGAGGGCAGCGCAGGCUUGGUCCUCAACGGACCAGGAACGACAGCGCUAAUGAUGGCGGCGUCUGUUGGUUCGACAGGAUGCGUGGAGCAGCUUGCGGCAUACGAGGCCCGGAUACAGGAUGCCAAGGGAAUGACCGCCAUGAUGCACGCUGUACUUCGCGGACAGACCGAUGUGGUCUGCUUUCUGAGUCAAUAUGAGGCUAAUUAUUUGGAUAAUAACGGUAUCAGCGCCCUUAUUCAUGCUGUCUAUGAGCAUGAACGGAUAAAAGAAAAGAUAAGACAGGAAACUAAAGCCAUCCGGCCCGGGAAUAUAGGCGUGUUGAGUGCCAGGUGUGGGCAGUUGCUUUAUAUUAUUUCGCACCUAGCACCGUUGGAGGCGCGUCACAGAACCUCUGGUGGCUACUCUGCACUUAUGCUCGCGGCCCAGUAUGGAAAUAUUCGCGCUGUUGAGUCACUUCUUAAGUACGAAGGUGGACUGCAAGCAGAGGAUGGAACAACUGCCCUUAUGCUAGCUAUCCGCUAUGGGUACACAUCUGUUGCUAAAGUUCUGGUACCAAUUGAGGCGGGGUUAACUACCAACGGUAAAAGCACCCAGGGGGACAAGUACACUGCACUUAUGGAAGCUGCUGUAUGUGGGGAUCUGGAAAUUGUCAAUGCUCUUGCUCCAAAAGAAGUCCAUAUCGUACAGACCCCAACAACGAAGUUUCCUGCCGGGAAGACAGCUGCAGAUUGGGGCACAGAGUCAGCUGUCUCCGUGGACACAAAAACAAAGCAAGACGUUCUCUUUGCUCUGAUGAUCUACCAAGAGCGUGUAAAACUUGCUGAUUCACCCGUCCAAAAGACAUUCAAGGAGUUCCUUAUGCUGCUAUCUCCACUUAUAGUUCUUUUGGUCAUGCUUCUACGCAAAUAUGCAAGAUAG